Molecule: messenger RNA, 6230 nt
Organism: Xiphias gladius (swordfish)
Lineage: Eukaryota; Metazoa; Chordata; Actinopteri; Istiophoriformes; Xiphiidae
Gene: lpin2
Product: lipin 2
Exons: 20
Coding region: 471-3341 (956 amino acids)
Biological process (GO): cellular response to insulin stimulus; positive regulation of transcription by RNA polymerase II; triglyceride biosynthetic process
Cellular component (GO): nucleus; cytosol; endoplasmic reticulum membrane
Molecular function (GO): phosphatidate phosphatase activity; transcription coactivator activity
Source: RefSeq, a predicted model, not a curated record
ACAAAUGUACCCAGCAUGUGACUGACUGUGCAAGAACGUAAUGCUGCGGAGUACUGCUUGGUCUUUACCCUGAGCUUGUACUCUUAUCAGGGGAAAAACACUGCAUACUCGUUCACAGGAAUUAGCUGUCCCUUAUCAGUCAUACACCACUGCCUUAAAAGAGGCCAUCCCAUUGGCUGAAAACCUUUGUGUCCUGUCAGCUGACUGGAUGAGCACAAGUGUAUACCCCGUGAAUAGCAAAGAAAAAGGAUUAAAAAGUUUACAACAGUGUUGCACAAUCCCCACUGAGAAAGUGGCGUAUCAGUAUUUACCCCUGGGAGGUUAUUCCAAGGUGAAUAGGUGGGACGUAUUUGAGAUUGGAGUCAGGAUGGCAGGGAGUCGUUAUUGUCAUAAUCUGUGGGGGGAAAACAUUGGUCCCAGUGGAGUAUCCUGAGGUGGGUAAAGUAAGAGCUGGUGCUCCACCAUCAGUGAUGAAGAGACCUAGAUCCUGGGGGGACAGGGACCUCCUGGGAAGCAACACAGAGGACACAGACAACAGUGAACAGGAUGAGUCCACGUCUCUGAGGUCAUCUUGGUCCCUGGCAGACACCAUGAACUACGUGGGCCAGCUGGCAGGUCAGGUGCUGGUGACCGUCAAAGAACUGUAUAAGGGCAUUAAUCAGGCCACAUUAUCGGGCUGCAUUGAUGUUGUGGUUGUCCGCCAGAGAGAUGGCAACUACCAGUGCUCACCAUUUCAUGUGCGCUUCGGGAAGCUGGGUGUGCUUCGCUCCAAAGAGAAAGUAAUUGACAUCGAAGUGAAUGGAGAGCCCGUAGACCUGCACAUGAAGCUUGGUGACAAUGGAGAGGCAUUCUUUGUCCAGGAAUCCGAGCAGCAGAAUCAGAUUGUCCCUGCCCACCUGGCCACCUCCCCAAUCCCCACUGAGAGUCACAUGUUCUGGAUCUCAGAGGUAGAGCACAGGGUACCAAAAGAACUGGAGGACGACCCUGCUGACCCAGAGGACCCCCCUGAGCCUCCUGCUCCCAGCACCGUACCCACGAAAAAGAAGAAGAAACGGAGGAAGAAGCACAAAGGAGACCCCCGAAGAGAGGAGCUGACCCCGCCCAUGUCAGUCACUACUGGUAAUGCUGUUGCUGCUACUGCACCUGCUGCUACGACUGCUGUUAUGUCCAGUACUGGGCAAAAUGAAGAGAUCUUUGAGAUGGACCUGAGCUCCGACGGGGAGGCUGCAGCACAUGUCUCUAGGUCACCUUCAGUGACCACAAUGCGCGACGUUGACCCGAAAUUACCUGCGGCCAGACACAGCCUUGACGGUUAUCCAAUGUCUGAUGGGGAUUGGCCAGCAGAUGACAGUCAUGGCUUGUCUCAGGGCUUUUCCCCAAAGAGUGACUCUGAACUGGUGGUCAGGCCUUCAGAGAGUUUGCUCAGAGCUGAGUCCCACAUGCAGUGGACCUGGGGAGAGUUUCCAGAAACAGCCAGGGUCAUCAAGAAAGAGAAAGCAGAACCAAUAAAAAAAGUGACCAUCACCCCAUCAGAGAGCACCCACUUCCGCGUCAUCCUCAGUUCCGAGGCCAUGGAGAACGAGACAGAGAUCAAAAAGGAAAAUGGUGCCUCGUCUGUGUGCGCUAUUGUCAAGCCCGAGCCACGCACCCCUAUCUCCACUGUAACACCUGCGAAUCCCCUCGGUUCUGCCAACACCGUAACUUUUGUGAGUCCUGUAACCCCCACAGAGCCCCUGGAUGUCCUGCCAGCCAAUGUGGCGACCUCCACCCCUUCCAACAGCCAACAGAGUGAUUCACCCUCUAAGAAGAAAGGGGUCCCAAAGAGGAGUCAGCAUCAGGGUCCUGAGGAUAUCUACCUAGAUGACCUGAAUGUACUUGAACCUGAUGUUGCUGCACGAUAUUUUCCGAAGAGCGAGUCUGAGGCAGCCACUAAGCACUGGAUGGAUUCGGAGAUGUGCUCUGGUUCACAGUCUCCUCAAUCGGUGGGUAGUGCUGCAGCUGACAGCGGGACAGAGUGUCUUUCUGACUCAGCCAGCGACCUCCCUGACGUCACCCUUUCUCUGUGUGGAGGCCUCACAGAAAAUGCUGAAAUAUCCAAAGAAAGAUUCAUGGAGCAUAUCAUUACCUAUCAUGAAUUUGCUGAAAGUCCAGCAAUUAUAGAUAACCCCAACCUGGUUGUAAAGAUAGGAAAUAGAUAUUAUAACUGGACACUAGCUGCACCCUUGAUUUUAAGUCUACAAGCAUUUCAGAAGAAUUUGCCAAAGGCUACGGAGGAGGCCUGGGUGAAGGAAAAAAUGCCAAAGAAGUCAGGCCGCUGGUGGUUCUGGCGAAAGAGGGCGGAUAGUACAAUAAAGCAGUCGGAGACUAAGCUUGAAACCAAGGAGGAGUCUCAUUUGGAGGAGGAAGAACCCUCCAUAUCUCAGGAGAAGCUGACCUUACCGCCUAAAGCAGGAGAGUCAUCCAGCGAUGAAGACGCAAAGGAGGUGAGCGCUGCAUCCUGUCAAGAGAGACUGCAGCCAGUAGAAGGACAGCACCACCCCAGCCCGCACACUUACAGGAAGUCAUUACGUCUCUCUUCUGAUCAGAUAGCCAGUCUGAAACUGAAGGAGGGACCUAAUGAUGUGACAUUUAGCAUCACCACCCAGUACCAGGGCACUUGCCGCUGCGAGGGCACCAUCUACCUGUGGAACUGGGACGACAAAGUCAUUAUCUCUGACAUUGAUGGCACCAUCACCAAGUCAGAUGUGUUUGGACAGAUUCUGCCACAGCUGGGGAAGGACUGGACCCACCAAGGCAUUGCCAAGCUCUACCACUCAGUAGCUGAGAACGGCUACAAGUUCUUGUACUGCUCAGCUCGGGCUAUAGGCAUGGCGGACAUGACAAGAGGUUACCUGCAGUGGGUCAAUGAUGGAGGCACCAUCCUGCCCCGGGGACCUCUCAUGCUGUCUCCCAGCAGCCUCUUCUCUGCUUUCCACAGGGAGGUCAUCGAGAAGAAACCAGAGAUCUUCAAGAUUGAAUGCCUUACAGACAUCAAGAACCUGUUCCAGCAUAACAAGCAGCCAUUCUAUGCUGCCUUUGGGAAUAGAGCUAAUGAUGUGUUCGCCUAUAAGGAGGUAGGAGUUCCUGUGUGCAGGAUCUUCACAGUUAACCCCAAGGGAGAGCUGAUCCAGGAGCAGACCAAGGGCAACAAGUCUUCCUAUGGCAGGCUCAGUGAGCUGGUGGAGCAUGUGUUCCCUCUGUUGAGCAAAGAGCAGAACGAGGCUUUUGUCAUGCCAGAGUACAGCUCUUUCUGUUACUGGAGACAGCCCAUACCAGACAUCAACCCCGACGAACUGCUCUGAUCCAGCACAUAUGGAUACCCGGGUAUAAAUAUACAUGUGACUAGACUGUACACUUGAAUGCAUCUCCAGGAAAACACGUGGACUGGAACCCCAGCUUCCCUCCGUAGUACUCAGACACACACAAUCCUGUAAUGAGUGUUACACAGUAACAGAGUUGUGACCAUAAACACAAAAAAGCAGGUUAACUGUAAUUAAUCCUGAUGAAUAAUGGCUGAAAAAUCUCAUCCCUGGGAGACAAGAGACUAAUCGCCAACUAAAUUAUUGUCGUUCCUCAUGCCUGUGAAGGCAUCCUAACCCAGUGAGCACUCUUUAGUUCCCAUUACUGUAAAGGGAUAGAGAUCAGAGAUACACCUCUUUUCUCCGUAACUUCUGGCAGAGAGGAUGAUCUGCUUUUGCCAUCAGGGGAGCAACAGAAGCCCCGCGCGAGGCAUUAGAUCUUAGCACUAGAUUCUGAGCUGUGAAGCUGUAGAAGGAAAAGUUUUUCUUGUUUUUGUUUUUAUUUUAAAUCAAAUUUUUCACAUAUCCUGAACACCCUAAGGAAGUGAAAUGAAACAUUCAGAGCAAAAAAGAGGCACUUUUAAUUAAAACGGGAUAGGCAAUUAAUACAGGGCACUAGUCAUGCGCCGGUAAUAUCUUGCUGUGGCUGGCGUGUUUGCCUAGACGCAGCUAUCCGGCCUUUAUUUGACGGCUUCAUUGUCUUGUAAAAAAAAAAAAUUAUGUAGUAUGCUAUUCACUAGCCACUAUCACUAACUAUAAACCAUUCACAGUCUUUAAUUUCCAGGAACCUACAGUAGAAAAAGUAGGUGCUUUUAGAUGUUCAGUUUUGUUCCUCGCUCUUCACUCUGGACAGACUGCGGUUAGUAGCUCAGUGCUGGUGGACUCCAACAGCUUUCAGAGGCCACUUUUUCCCUGGAGGGGAACAACCUUCAGACUCAUGUUUGCUAUUGUUAAUAUUUAAGGUCGUACCUGGAACAUACAUUUGCCAACAAAUAUGUGAAGAUGCACAGUUAGGUGUGACUUAAAAAAACUAAAUGAAGCAGCUUCAUGAUAUAUUGUCUUGCUGUUGUUUUAAUGUUUAUUCUGUUAUACGAGCUCUGGCGAAUCAAGUGUUUCGUUAACAAUGCAGUUAUUUAUGAUAAUUGAUAUGUUUAAGUUAUUGAUUUCUGUUGUGAUGCCUUUGCUUGUCUGAAAAAGUAAUUUAUCACAAAUGCAAUGUGGAAAUGAAUCAGUAUUUUGUAUGGUUGGUCACAGGAUAACAUGCACUUAACAGUAACUUCUAGGCCUUGUAUGAACUUUUUUUUUUUUUUGGUCUUGAAUCCCAUUUUCAAAAUGAGCUGUAUUCCUUGUUUUACAGUGACGCUUUCAACAUGUAAUGCACAUACACAUUCCUGAUCAAACCUCAGAAUCCGCAGUUUUAGUAUUAAAAUAUGCGUGUAAAUGUAAAAGAUAACGCUUGAGUUGGAACAGUGGAAAUAAGCAGAUCUAAAAAGAGCUUAAAAUGAAGGAUUGCGAUGUCGCCUGUAACUAAGGGAUGCUAUAAGUUUGUGUGCGCGUGUGCACGCAUCGCUGAGUGCUGCUGCUGUUGGGGUGACGGGAUAAUGCACCCUUCGCUUAUGUUCCCUCAGUGGCUUUACCGAGACUUAUCCAAUGCACUUUGUCCAAGCUGCACCCAGAGACACAGACUUACAACUCAGCACACCUCUCACCCACAUGCACUUCUCUGAAGGUCUUCGUAGACAGUAUGCAAUUAAUGCAGGAUGAAGAGUUCUAGUUUUACCUCUUUGCUGUGUGAAUGACCUUCUGACACCACAGACAAAUCAGCUAUUCGCAAUUGCUUACAUUGAUAUGUCAACGUAAGCAAUUGUUGAAAGGUGGUUAUUAUUUGUUGGUUUCAAGGCAAAAUGUGGGAAUUAAAAACAAAAAACAAAAUAAUGUUUAUUCGGGGUGCUGAACACACGAAAGUAGUGUCACAGCCAACCCUUAGCGAGCGUGUGUGCGUGUGCGUGACAGAGAAAAGACUGAUUCUGUGCCUCUGGUGACCAGAGGAAGAGCCAUUGGGUCUUGUUUGGAGAUAAACAGGAAAUACUUGACUGUAUACAGGAAGCUUUUUGAAGUGCUUCAUUGACAUUAUGUGUGUGUGGUUUAGGAAAACAAUUGUGAGCAGAUGUGUGUCUCCACUGACAUGGAUCAUACCUCCAGCAAAGGUUUAAUAGUAAGACGAUGAUAUGUGGUAGCGAGGAUUAAAAAUCGUAAAGGAGCAGGAGCGAGACAUGACAGACAAAAACCAUAAAAUGGAAAAAAAAAAAAAAAAGCACAAUUGACGAUGCGAGUUAUAUUCAGAUCGUUAUUAUUUGACUGAAGUGUUUCUGCAUCCACUCUGUCUCACCGAUGUUUUUGUGAUGAUUAAGAUGCGUGUUUUGCUUUGAUACAUUUGCUCGUUCUCUACUAAGUUUGGUGAAGUCAAAUAGAUAUAUCUUAUAACUAACAAUAUGAAUUCCAUUCUUUCUAUGAAAGUAAAGCAUCUUGUGUGUAAGAAUCACACUUCAUCCUCUAUGAUCCUGGGAUAUGUGGUGUAUAAUAUUGUUUUCAAUGCUCAACUGCUGUGGAAAUUGAUCCAGCAUAUAUACUGAUCUACACAUUUUUCGUUUUCGAUGCCUUUUUGUUUUAUUAUUUCUUCUAAAGUGAAUGAUCUUUCGUGGGACUAUGAUUGUUUCAUGCCGUUUGGAGGUAACAUUUGUUAUGUGAUUGUGUCUGAACAACAGAAAUAUCUUAAGUGUAUGCUGUGUUUGAUUUGUAUAGAAAUGUGGUUCAAAGUAUGUUUAAAAGAAGAAAAUCCAUUGUAAGAAGAAGAAGAAAAAAAUACAGGCCUAAUAAAGCUAACAAAGUGUG